Molecule: messenger RNA, 1352 nt
Organism: Gossypium raimondii (Peruvian cotton)
Lineage: Eukaryota; Viridiplantae; Streptophyta; Magnoliopsida; Malvales; Malvaceae
Product: probable protein S-acyltransferase 16
Exons: 7
Coding region: 168-1022 (284 amino acids)
Molecular function (GO): palmitoyltransferase activity
Source: RefSeq, a predicted model, not a curated record
ACCAACUUCUCAAAUAAAAAGCUCCAUUCUUUUCUUUUUUUUUUCCUUUGAUAAAGAUCCCACCUUGUCAUUUCACCAGCACCGGAGACGCCGUCGUUUUAAACGCCGGCGCCUCCACCACCCGUGCCGACCGAAAGCAUUACAAGAAAACGCACAGCUUUUAAACCAUGACGCGAGGCUUCAGCUUUUCUUUGCCUGUAAUGGUUGUCGUUUCGGCCAUCGCGUUCGUCUAUUUCUGUACGGUCUUUGUUUUCAUUGAUCGCUGGUUUGGUCUAAUGACCUCUCCCGGUAUCAUGAACGCCGUCGCUUACACCGGUGUCGCCGUCAUGUGCGUGUUAAAUUACGUCUUUGCUAUCUUCAUGGAUCCAGGUCGUGUCCCAUCUACUUUCUUGCCCGACAUUGAAGAUUCCAAGGUUCCUAUCCAUGAGAUCAAACGCAAGGGAGGGGACUUGAGAUAUUGCCAAAAGUGUUCUCAUUUUAAACCUCCUCGUGCACAUCAUUGUCGUGUUUGCAAGAUAUGCGUUUUGAGAAUGGAUCACCAUUGCACUUGGAUAAAUAAUUGCGUCGGCCAUGCCAACUACAAGGUCUUCUUCAUCUUUGUCGUAUAUGCAGUAAUUGCUUGCAUCUAUUCUCUGGUUUUACUCGUGGGUAGUCUAACUAAUGAUUCCCAAAACGACAAGCAGCAAAGUGCAGACUCUUUCAGAAUCUUAUACGUUAUUUCCGGAUUGUUGCUUGUUCCCUUGAGUAUGGCCUUAAGUGGUCUUUUAGGUUGGCAUAUCUACCUCAUUUUGCAAAAUAAGACAACAAUUGAGUAUCAUGAAGGGGUGAGAGCCACAUGGCUUGAAGAGAGAGCAGGGAACGCCUAUAAGCAUCCAUAUGAUCUCGGUGCCUACGAUAAUCUAACAACGGUAUUGGGUUCAAAUAUCAUUUGCUGGAUAUGCCCUACAUCAAAGCACAUAGGUAAUGGUCUCCGUUUCCGAACGGCCUAUGAUGGCUUACCAGUUACAUCAACAUCAAAAUGAAGUUUGCGUGUUACUUGUGGUAACAUGAGGGCUUCAAAUGUCCCCAGUUUUCAAGUUGUAGCCUAUAAUACCGUCACCUCCUGGUAGUCCAGGACAAAGAAGCCCUGGUGGCGCCAGCAAGUGAUAAUGGAGGAGGAUCUGAAAAAGGACCUAAAGCAAGGCAGUUUCAAAAAGGAAUUUAGAAAUAGGAUUAAUGGGGUUUUUUACUAAUAGGUCAUAACAAUGUAGAAGUGAUCAUGCAAAUCAACAGAUACAAAGUGUAUCAAAUCAUGUAAACACAUCUGCACAACCCUUCUAACUAAAUACAAAGUUUUUUCAUUUUCAAAUUUA